AUGGGUGCAUCAUGCCGGGCCGCGUUUGCGGCAUCGCUGCUGCUUUCACAGCUGUGGCUCAUCCACGCUGAGGCACAUGGCGCAGGUGGUGCGCUUUUGUUCAGAAUUCACCUUCAGCGUGAGCAAACAAGACGAUCCAGGAGUCGAUUCGUGGCCCCUGAGGAGUUUACGGCGCCGCCUGGAAGUGUCGACCUUCCAUGGAACCCUUCGAUGCCCUGGGUUCCUUGGCCGGUGCCUUCGCCGCAGCACCGGAAGAUCAAGGCGGCCCCGAGUAAGCUGCAGCGGGUCUCCCUUCAGGACCUCAACGAUGUGCAAUACAUCGGAAACCUCUGGAUCGGCACCCCAACCGAACGGACCUUUCGGAUGAUAUUGGACACUGGCUCUUCGGACCUCUGGGUCAGCAGAAGCGUGUUUGAUCCGGAUGAGUCCUCAACCUGGGUUUCCGACGAUAACUCUGAGACCCAGAUUAGAUACGGGCAGGGUGUCGUCCAGGGCACAACUGGCACGGACCGAGUCUGCUUACUGGCAGACCCGGACAACUUGUGCCUUCGCCAGGAGUUCCUGGUGGCUUCGGAAGUGAAGGACAUCUCGCUGACCACCUUCGAUGGGAUCCUUGGCCUGGGGCUGCCAGGCAUCUCUCAUGCACACCAGGACUUCUUGCAGAACCUGGCGAAGACUGGCUUCGGCGGUGGCGAGCUGUGCUUUUCCUUCGAGUUGAAGGAGCAGGAGGCAUCCACGGCCAUCUUCGGCCCGUGCCUGGAGGUCAUCAGAGCGGCCACGCAUCAGACAGGCGUUCCAGCAAGUCGGGCCGCACAUCUUCCGGUGCAGCGUCCUUUCGGCUAUACGCAGAGAGGCUGGUGGCUGGUGGAGAUCGGCGUUACCUGCGCCAUUUUGAGCCUGAAUAUGGCGCAGGCACAGUUUGUGCUCCUCCAGAAGUGCCUGCCGGGUAUGCUCAUCGCGCUCAUGCUUGGAAUCGUCUGCAAUGAGCGGUACGUCAGGCACUGGAAUCGCUUCUUCAAGCCGCGCCGCUUCCGACUGCCUCUCUGUUCGGAGGUUCUCAUGCAACGCUGCGGUCCAACAUGUCGGCGGAUUGUUUUGUUCAUCGGCCUCAUCGUUUACGGCUUGCUUCAGGUGGCGGCAGUGACUUUCAUCAUGAACUCCGCGUUGGAUGCGAUGCUGAUGGACCAUUUUCAUACAGAGGUGAGUGCGAUGCUAGACAGCGGCACUUCGUUUAUUGUCAUCCCCAAAGAUGAUUUUGCAGUGGUCUCUGCCGCAAUGUUCGGCCAACGACUAAGAGACAGCUGCGGGAUGUAUCGCAAUUCUCUGCUGUGCGCCUGCGACAUCAUCGAUCAGACGAAGCCUCUGCAAAUCGAUGUCGGGGGCCUUCACUUCCGAAUUGAUCCAGGCGAGACCUUCAUGUCCGACCCGGAUAGUGGCUUUUUCCAGGGAGGACGAAAGGCAUGUCAGACUGGACUGGGUGUGGGCAAUGAGGAAGCGACCGCCUGGAUCCUUGGCGACGUUUUCCUGAGGCAAGCUGUGGUGGUCCAUGAUCCUCGUGGGAAUGUCUCCAUAUUUCCCAGAGUAGAGGUGGAAGCUGAUGGGCCGGCUUACGCCUCAGAAAGGAAAGGUCUGCGGCUGCUUCUGUACGGAGACUCUCUGACUGCCGGUGCUCCCUCAAUGGUGCCUUUUGGGGAUGCUCUCUGCCUUUCUCUGCAGUCCAUGGGAUAUCCGGUCGAGGCGACAGUUUGCGGCCUGUGUGCCUCCACCGCCUGGCAGAUGCUGGCUGUGGUAGAAGAGCCCCUUGUUCUGGAGACCUUGGGGAGUCGUUGGGGCUCUGGGCUGCUGCCACUUCUAAGCUCCCCGAAACCAGUGGACCUGGUCCUCCUCAUGGCGGGUACAAAUGACCUGGCGAAGUCAUCGGCCCAGGAAAUCUUCUCAUCUCUGCGUGGUUUGCACUCUGUCUGCCAUCGUGCCGGUGUUCCAUCGGUUGCACUGGGUAUCCCGGAUGCUGGAGGCAGGAGCAUGGCAAGGUUGGGGCCAGAGGUGUUGGUGAAGAAACGGGCCGUCAACGCAUCACUGGCUGCCUGGAUCCGCGAGGAGUCUGCAACGGGAUUGGUCAAGCCCGAGCUGUUCGUCAGCACCGUGGCCCUUCUGCCCUAUGGUCCCAAGAGUCGCUCCGAGGGUCUCUGGGAGAGGGACGGCGUACACUUCACGGCCGAGGGCUCCCGGAAGCUAGGCCAUCGCCUCGCCGUACUCCUGGAACCCCUGGUCUCCAGGCUUCAGAACGAUGUGCUGGUUUCCAAGAAUGCUUCUUUGGCUGAGGCCGGGGAAGUCCCCUCUCUGGACGCCUUCUUGGCCGCCUUUGAGGCCGAAGAGGCAGAGGAACAGAGCGCGGUGGCGCCGACAGGGUCAUCUCGCAUCGAAGCCUGGGAAGAGGCGGCUGCCAGGACGCUUCAGGAAUACCUCCGGCAGAAAAAAAAGUAG
This is a messenger RNA of Symbiodinium necroappetens, 2484 nucleotides long. Lineage: Eukaryota; Dinophyceae; Suessiales; Symbiodiniaceae. The record is from the annotation of a GenBank genome assembly.